AUGCUCUCUCGAACGACCGGGCGGACGUCCACGUCAUCGAACAGCGCGUACGGGCAGUUCUACAACGGCGGCGUCACGCUCCCGCGCGACGCCGGCGUCGACGACAGAGGUGGGGGCGGGGGGACGUACGCGUCGAGAUCCGACGCGCGCGUCGGCGCGGACGUCGCGAACGGCGCGUCGCGCGCGUCGCGCGCGAGCUCGCUCGGCGCGCACCGCGAGCGCGGCGAGCUCCGGAACGUCGUCGUCGCGGACGACCUGUCGCGAGGGACGAACCUCGGCGCGCGAGGCGCGAUGAGCCGCGACGGGCGCACGCUCGUCGGCGCGGGGUUGGGCGGAGGCGUCGGCGGGUCGCCGCGCGCGCAUCCGGAGCGCAUUCACGCGGUGCUCGGCGCGGGGGGGGGGCGGCGAUCGCGCGGGGGGCUCGAUCCGCGCGAUCCGAGCGACCCGUCGAGCGCGAACGGGUGGAGUAAGGGGUUUCACGGGACGACGCCGCGGACGCUGGAUCCGAGCCAGGGCGGUCCGCAGUCAGGGGGUGGAGGAGGACUUUCGUCUUCGUCGUCGCGAUCGAACGCCGCGGCGGCGGGGAAGUCUUCCGCGAAGCCCACAAACACGACGUCGGGCACGGGGAAGCCGUUGAUCGUGGCGAGCCACCCGGGCGCGGUCUCCGCCGCGGGCGCGAAGGGGCUCAACGGCGGCCGCCUCUCCGGCGGUCCCGGCGGCGGUCCGAACGCGAACGCGACGACGACGAAUAAUCCGCUUCGAAAAUCCUUCGACGCGGGCGUGACGAUGACGGGCCCCAAAGGCGCGCAGAUCGAACGUCCGAGCACGUACGCCAGCGGCGUGAACCACGGGACGACGCGCGCGGCGGGGUACCUUCCGCAGUCGCACCAGAGCAAGAAGACGGCGAAAACGCACGAGGGCGGAGCGUUACAAAGAGGCCCGCCGCCCAAGGCGAAAUUUCCAUCGGGCGACGCGUCGGCGGCGUCGCGGUCGCCCGGAUUCGGCUCGAUGACGAUCCCGCGCGCCGGCGCGCACGUCCCGGUCCCGACGUUCCGCGGAGACGCCGCGAGCGCGAGCCCGCUGAGCCCGCUGUCGCCGAGCGCGCGCGAGGGCGUGAGCACGCGACGCAACGGCGGCGCGACGCGGAUUCCGUUCGGAGCGCACUCCAUGGCUGGCGGCACCAACGGGUUCAGCAAAGAAAACCAGGAUGAUCACUUCGUGCUCGGGACCGGCGGCGGCGUCUCCGGCGACCGCGAUUUCAUCGCCGCGGUCCUCGACGGCCACGGCGUGGACGGCCGCAAGGUGUCGCAUUUCGUUCGCGCGCGUCUGCGCAGCGAGCUGGAGCCGCGCGCGGGCGUGGCGACGGCGGCAGGCAAGGCCAAGGCGCGCGCCGCCGCCGCGCGCGUCUCCGCCUCCUCCGGCGCCGUCGGCGACGCGUACGCCGCCGCCGCCGCCGUCGGCGUCGGCGCGUCGUCGCCGGACAACUCCUCCCUGCCCCCCACGCGGUUUAACAGCGGCGCGGACGUCGAGCGCGCCGCGGAGACGAGCAAGCGAUUGACGGAGGCGUUUCGCGCCGCGCAGGCGGCGCUCGUGAAGAACAACGGCAUCAACAGCGCCGAGAGCGGGUCCACCGCGGUGACGUGCGCGCGCGACGGCGACGUCCUCACCGUCGCGAACGUCGGCGACUCGCGCUGCGUCCUCGCGCGCGAGGCGCAGCCGCCGCUGACGUACGCGACGGAUCCUCUGGGCGCGGCGAAGAAGACGCCGCUCGUCGCCGUCGAUCUCUCGUCGGGCGCGUCCCACACACUGGUCCCCAUACGACCGCGUUCGCGUGGUGAACGCCGAUCCUCAAGGACUUUUCUUCCUGGCGGCGCAUCUCUCCGCCCAGGGUCCCUCGCUUUCAAUCCCGACGCACACACCUCGACGCCUUUCAACUCCGCUUCUGACGCCUUUCAACUCCACCCCGCAGAUCACAAGCCGAACCGGCCGGACGAGGAGGCGCGGGUGACGCGCGCCAACGGCGUCGUCGAGCCCGCGCGGUCGCCGCUCGGGGGGUUUGUCGGCCCGCACCGCGUGUGGAAGAAGCACCCGCGGACCGGCGGGCUCGCGGUGUCGAGGGCGUUCGGGGACACCGCGCUGAGCGGCGCGGGGGUGAUCGCGGAGCCGGAGCUCUUCACCGAGCGCGUGACGCGACGCGAUAAGUUCGUCGUGCUCGCGUCGGACGGCGUGUGGGACCACGUGGACAGCCAGGAGGCGGUCGAGCUCGCGGGCGCGUGCUUCGAGUCCGGGGCGGCGGCGGCGGCGGGGGCGGGGCACGGCGGCGCGGCGCAGCGCGCGGCGGAUGCGAUCGUCGCGCGCGCGUGCGAGCGAUGGAAGCGGGCGAUGAAUGGAGGGUACCGGGACGACAUCACGUGCGUCGUCGUGCCGCUGUUGGGGUGGGAGUGA
Messenger RNA from Micromonas pusilla CCMP1545, 2445 nucleotides. RefSeq lists its product as uncharacterized. Gene Ontology annotation, biological process: peptidyl-threonine dephosphorylation. Bases 1 to 2445 code for a protein of 814 amino acids. The record is from RefSeq and is a predicted model, not a curated record. The transcript has a single exon. Lineage: Eukaryota; Viridiplantae; Chlorophyta; Mamiellophyceae; Mamiellales; Mamiellaceae. Gene Ontology annotation, molecular function: protein serine/threonine phosphatase activity.